Molecule: messenger RNA, 609 nt
Organism: Cimex lectularius (bed bug)
Lineage: Eukaryota; Metazoa; Arthropoda; Insecta; Hemiptera; Cimicidae
Exons: 4
Coding region: 51-551 (166 amino acids)
Source: RefSeq, a predicted model, not a curated record
AAAAGGUUUUUUUUUUAUUGUGUUUAAAUUUGAUUUAGUGAAAGAAAAUCAUGUUCGGCCAUACAUUCCCAAGGGCUGUGUUCAUUACGCUCAAUAUUUUCAUUCUUGUUAACGAAUAUAACUUCACAGAAGCCACAACUUAUGGCCAAGAGAUUACCAACAUUGAUGCGCAACAAUUGAGACAACUGAUUGUCAGGAGGCAGGGAGAGAUUUCAUUUUACCACAACCACCUGUUUGACCUUUCGCCUCGUUAUCGGAAACUAGUCAAUAAAUGGAUCAUCUAUCUUUUGAAAAAAUUAAAAUUCGAUUUUACACAAAUGAUUUCAAUUGAAAAUGAGACGAAUAAAUAUCUAAUAAUGCAAUUGGAGAAGAAAUACUGGUACUCGGAUUCAUUAAGAAAGGAUGGAUAUUCAGCUAUCAGGAUGUACAAGAAAAUUCUUACCAUAUUUGACGACCAAUUGAAAAACUACGUGCACAGCUGGACCGACCUGGAAAGUCCAUACUGGAAGAGGAUAACCAUGUUUUUAUUGAAAAAUAUCAAAGUAUAUUGAAAGUUCUGAAGUUCAUAUUACCAUUGGAAAGUUGAUCAUCAGUACAAUCUUCACCAAC